Drosophila erecta is the source of this 740-nucleotide messenger RNA. RefSeq names its product dynein regulatory complex protein 8. Gene Ontology annotation, molecular function: calcium ion binding. Lineage: Eukaryota; Metazoa; Arthropoda; Insecta; Diptera; Drosophilidae. Bases 118 to 678 code for a protein of 186 amino acids. The transcript is spliced from 4 exons. The record is from RefSeq and is a predicted model, not a curated record.
CCCUUAGUAAUGUUUCAACCGAAAAAUACAUAAAUCAGGAAAAAAUAAAUGGUUCUUUAAAAUUAUCAGUGAACAUAUUUAAAAAAUUAUUAUUAAAUUCUAAAGUAUAUACUCGCGAUGGAAGUUGGUGUUACCCUAAACAACGAACUUGAGGAAAAGAUUUCGGAAGCAUUUUGCAUUUUUGAUACACAUGGCGAUAAGUAUAUUGAUUCCCGCAAUGUCGGCAACGUUCUCCGAUUUUUAGGUUGCGUGCCCACCGAAAAAGAGGUCGAAGAUGUCAUAAAGGCCACCGAUUCCGUGGACUAUCCAGGGGAAAUCCAUUUGGUCAGGUUCAUGGAACAUGUUUCCAAACUGCUGAUGGAUCGACAAAUGGAACCAGCAUCGUCAGAAAAGCUUCUCGAGGCCUUUGAGACCCUAGAUCCAGAAAACAAGAAGUAUCUGACCAAGGAGUAUUUUGGCAAAUUGAUGGCGGAGAAUGGAGAGCCCUUCACCGCUGAAGAACUGAAUGCUAUGUGGCCUGUGGCCAUUGAUCCCAUUACUGGACACAUUCCCUACACCUUCUACAUAAAUCAACUCAAGCACAAGCCUAAGAUCUAUGACAUUGCGGAGGUUAUUAAAGAGGAAUUGGCCCAAGCCGAAAAGGAAAAGGGCAAGAAACCACAACAAACAAUGUUAUAGAUGGCCCCUAAAUAAUAACACUGAAAAUAAAUUUAUAUACAUUUAUAUAAUCUUAAAAAGAA